Molecule: messenger RNA, 351 nt
Organism: Alternaria atra
Lineage: Eukaryota; Fungi; Ascomycota; Dothideomycetes; Pleosporales; Pleosporaceae
Exons: 2
Coding region: 1-351 (116 amino acids)
Biological process (GO): transcription elongation by RNA polymerase II
Cellular component (GO): transcription elongation factor complex
Molecular function (GO): RNA polymerase II complex binding
Source: RefSeq, a predicted model, not a curated record
AUGAAGGAGAAACUCCCGACGACGUUCCAAUGCCUCUUCUGCAACCACGAAAAUUCCGUCAGCGUCUCCAUCGAAAAGAAGUCCGGUGUCGGCAACCUGCAAUGUAAAGUCUGUGGCCAGACCUUCCAGACCAACAUCAACUAUCUCAGCGCGCCCGUCGACGUGUAUGCCGAUUGGAUCGACGCGUGUGACGCAGUUGCGAAGCAGGCGGCCGAGGGCAAUGUCGAUACCGCGCGGAGUACGAAUCGCAUGGGCAGGAUGCCGACGGCACACAACCAAGAAGAUGAUGAUGGGGACGGCGGCUUCAUCGAGCACGAUGAGCCUGACGCGGAAGGAGAGUAUGCAGACUAG